This is a messenger RNA of Aspergillus pseudotamarii, 699 nucleotides long. Its product is annotated as glycoside hydrolase family 11 protein. Gene Ontology annotation, molecular function: hydrolase activity, hydrolyzing O-glycosyl compounds. The record is from RefSeq and is a predicted model, not a curated record. Bases 1 to 699 code for a protein of 232 amino acids. Lineage: Eukaryota; Fungi; Ascomycota; Eurotiomycetes; Eurotiales; Aspergillaceae. Gene Ontology annotation, biological process: xylan catabolic process. The transcript has 2 exons.
AUGGUGUCCUUCUCCUCCAUCCUGCUGGCCUGCUCCGCCGCAAUCAGUGCACUAGCAACUCCAAUCGAGCCAUUCGCAGACAAGCCCGACGAGUCUUUCAACGAAACCUCAAUUCAUGACCUUGUCACCCGCUCCACGCCCAGCAGCACAGGCUACCACAAUGGCUAUUACUACUCCUUCUGGACCGACGGCGGCGGCGACGUGACCUACACAAACGGCAACGGCGGCUCCUACGCAGUGCAAUGGUCGAACGUCGGUAACUUCGUCGGCGGAAAAGGCUGGAAUCCCGGAAGCUCCAGGGCAAUAAGCUAUUCGGGAACCUUCAACCCCAGCGGAAACGGCUACCUAGCCGUCUACGGCUGGACUACCGAUCCCCUAAUCGAAUAUUACAUUGUCGAAUCCUAUGGCACAUAUAACCCCGGCAGCGGCGGCACCUACAAGGGUCAGGUUACCUCCGACGGAGGCACGUAUGAUAUCUAUACCUCUGUCCGCUACAAUGCGCCAUCUAUCAUCGGGACGGCGACUUUCACGCAGUUUUGGUCUGUGAGGACCUCGAAGCGUGUGGGUGGGACCGUCACUACAGGGAAUCAUUUUAACGCGUGGGCGAAGUAUGGGUUGACGUUGGGAACGCACAAUUAUCAGAUUGUGGCUACGGAGGGGUAUCAGAGUAGUGGGUCUUCUGCUAUUACUGUUUACUGA